AUGCAGGAGCAGCAGCUUACGAGAGCCCACAGUCCUGUCUGGCUAUCGCCACAUUACACGCUCGCGACAGAGGAACUCAAGCUGGAAAUUGCCAUCGGCAUUGUCGAUGUGAAUCCCUGGUCCUUGCAGCUUGCCGAGCUGGGCGGCACGCUGGACUUGUCGAGCUGUUGGGCGUUGCCCGAGGUGGUAGGGCUGAUGACAAUCGAAGACGAGGAUAAGUGGUUAAUGCCACGGGGCAAGCCGAUCUGA
Molecule: messenger RNA, 249 nt
Organism: Diaporthe amygdali
Lineage: Eukaryota; Fungi; Ascomycota; Sordariomycetes; Diaporthales; Diaporthaceae
Exons: 2
Coding region: 1-249 (82 amino acids)
Source: RefSeq, a predicted model, not a curated record